AUGGACUCACCUGCAAAUAUUGGUGAUAGCACCACUUUAUCAAUUCAACAAAAAUUAUCAAACACACAUAUAGAUGGCAUUGUCGACACCCAAAUCACUGCGGCGGUACACUCUGGGAUCAAAGUUAUACAAUUGCUGGUAAAAAUCUCAGAUGAGGCUAGUAUGACUCCAGAGAAGAGCAAAGAUGAGAUAAUUGUGCUAAGAAGAGUACAAGAUUCAUUUAUCAAUGCGAGUCAAUUACUUCAAAUACUUGUUAGGUUAAAUGUUUUGGCGCAAACACAAGUGAAAAACUAUUUGAAUAAUGAAGUUUUGUCUAACUUGGAGUAUUUUGGAAAUCCUACCUCAAAAGAUGGUUUACAAGUUUUAGAUUAUUCAAAACAUGAAAAUAGAUCCCUUCGUGGAAUCUGGGUUCCUUACAACAAGGGAGUCAAGAUUGCAUUGGAUUUCGAUAUCUAUGACAUGACAAAAUCGUUGUUUCUUGUUGAUGUUCAUGAUUAUGAAACACUUCCCAAAUACAAAAAGAGAACCUUAGAUGGUGAUGUUGUUUUAAGCAAUGAAGGGCAAGGAUCUCCUUCCAAGAGACAAAAAACUAACGAAAAUCUCAACAAGUCUUCAGACUCUUCUACAACUAAAUCAACUGAAGUGGAAAGUAAUCCAAAUUUUCCUUAUACGCUCCCGCCGGUGACAUUGGAGGGUACGAAAAUGGAUCUUGCGAAUGACAUCAAGCGGGUUCUUGGUGAGGUCUUUAAGAAAGAUGAUCAGUCUGAGAAUGGGGUUUCUGUAAGUGAUUUGAGUGCAGAGUUUGAGCUGAUUCUCAAAAACUACGCGAAAGAUGAUAUAAAAGAUAUACCAUUGGAUCAACGAGGACAAACAGCACUACACUUUGCACUGACAUUGGCAUCUGCAAACCUCGUUUCUGGUUUCAUUGAAUUGGGUCUCAAUUCUCCAACUCGGGGUAAUAUCGAUGGCGAAUCUCCAUUGAUUGCAUGCAUUCUGGUUACAAAUGCUAUGGAAAAGGGGAACUUCAAAGAGAUAUUGUCGCAAUGGCUACACCCUGAUAUCUGGCUUUUAGAUAAAAAGAAUCAAACCGUGUUGCAUCAUAUUGCCUUACAAUCAAGUAAAAAUGAAAGCUACAAAUAUUACAUUACAAAAUUAUUGGAGCAUGUUCUAUUGAAUGGCGACAAGAAACUUGUGGAAUUCAAGGAAAAAAUUUUGAAUGCCCAGGAUACCAACGGCAACACAGUUUUGCACAUUGCAAUUGAAAAAGAAAACCGCUGGCUCGUGAAGCUAUUGUUGGAACUCGGUGCUGACGCAAGCAUUGCUAACAAACUUGGAAUCAAAUGUCAAGAUUUUGAAAUAUUGAAUGACUUGUCGGAAGUGAAUGUGGACGAUCACAUUUUUGAUUUAAUCAAAACUAGUAAAGAGUUUUUUGAGGAACGCGUCAAUACUGUGGGAAUGGAACAGAUUCUGGACUUGGAACAGUAUAACGGUGGCAAGCCUUCAACAGCUCCCGAUUCAUCACUGGUUAUUCUGGGAAAUGUUUCCGACAAAAUCUUUCACAGUAUCCAUCAAUUAUUGUCUGAUACUAGUCUGGAAUAUACUAAUAUAUUAAACUCCAAAAGAGAGCAGAUUAAAGCUUUGGAUCUGGCUUUACACGAUGCAACUAUCGUUACUGCUAAUAAUCGAUUCCAAAUAAAGAAAUUGACAGAAAACUUGGAAAAACUAGACACCUUCAAAUUGCAAGCUGCAAACGUAUCAGAUAAAUUACUUUUAUCGCAGCAAGAAGUGGUCGCUGAAGAUGAGGUCAAAUUUGAUGACAACCAGCAAUAUGAUGCUGACGAGCCAUUUAUCAUACCACAACUAUUCAACAAGCUAUCAAACAACGAAUCGGUUGAGAAUCUCAAGAGUGAUGAGAAUUUCCUAAGACAACUACCGCCUACAAAGAUCCUCAAGGCACGAUUAAAUGCUUAUAGACAAAUAAAUGCAAAGUUGGAGAAUGAACUACAAAGUUUGAUCGAUUACAGUGAAUUAACAGCAAAGUUCAAGAACGUUGUUAGCAUAUGUACAAAUGUGGGGAUCGAUGAGGUUGACGAUCUUUUGGAUGGAUUACUAGAAGCUGUUGAGAGUUGA
This is a messenger RNA of Lodderomyces parapsilosis, 2130 nucleotides long. It is a transcript of the gene SWI6, whose product is annotated as transcriptional regulator. The record is from RefSeq and is a predicted model, not a curated record. Gene Ontology annotation, cellular component: MBF transcription complex; SBF transcription complex. Gene Ontology annotation, molecular function: transcription coactivator activity; DNA binding; protein binding. Bases 1 to 2130 code for a protein of 709 amino acids. NCBI's taxonomy places the organism in Eukaryota, Fungi, Ascomycota, Pichiomycetes, Serinales, Debaryomycetaceae. The transcript has a single exon.